GGCAGGCUGCUUGUGUUUGCUUUCCCCAAAGAAUCCAGCUCAGGGUCCUGAAGUUUACAAGAGUUUGGCUCCCAUUUCCAGGACUCUGAACACCUCAGGGCACCUUGGCUCUUAAGCCCUCUUGGCCUUUGUGACCCCACAAGAAUGCUGCUCCUGUUCUUCCUGUCUUGGUCCUUCUGCCACUGGGCAUAUGGGGCAGAAUCUCAUACCUUCACCAUGGUCCAGCAUGCUUAUUUUUCAAAUGAUACUUCAGUGAAAAUUGUUGGUCACGCCACUCUGGAUGGGAGACGGACCCACAGCCUGGAGAGCCAUAAUGACCAUGUCAACGUAAGCCAACUCCUUUCACUGGAGUCUUCAGACUGCUGGGAGUUGAGGAGGAGCAGGCUCCGUGAAUAUCUAAGUCAAUUGAAGGCUCUGGUCCAAGUACUUACUAGGGAAAGGAAUGUAUCAUAUCCCCUAGAUGUAUAUUGCACUGCAGAAUGCCAGCUGUCUGAGAAUGGCACCAACAAUUUCUAUGAAGUUUUGCUCAAUAAGGCUAAAUUCCUGAGAUUUCACGCAGCCAAGAAUCACUGGAAACCGUUACAAAAAACAUCUGCAGCCAUCUAUGCCAGUACAAACCUGAACAAAUACAAUGAGACCAGCACAGAUCUACAGUUCUUCCUACAGGAAACUUGCAUCAACUUCAUCAGGGAACACACUGAUGUGAAAGGAGCCUUGAUUGGGAAACAUGACGGACGCUCACGCUCACAUACUCCACUGGUGUUAGGCAUCAGCAUUGGUGUCCUUGCUGUAAUGGGUCUGGCUGUUUGUAUCUUCCUAUGCACAGGCGGGAGGAGAUAGCACCAGUCACUACUCCAUAUGAACUACCAGCUCUCUAGAUUGCCUAGCCCAGUUAACAGAAGGGGGAAGAUGCGGACUUAUACUUGCAGUAACUAGAUAUGCACGCCUUCUACCUUCAUGUUGUACCUAUGUGCAUGGUGAGCUCUACAGAAGCAGCAAAACCACCAGUAACAAAGGAAUAUUUCGUAUUAACAACCUGGAGAAAUGACUCAUUCACUCAGCCUCUGAAGUGCCUGAGGAUUCAUUUGAGCAUUCUGUGGCUUGGAGAACCCAACUGGUACCAGGCGUUAUAAUCAUGUUGCACUAGUCCUCACAUGGCCCAAUUCACAAGGUUGAUUUUGGCCUAUAAAGCUCUGAACAGCUUGGGAUCAUGGUACCUAACAGAAUGUUUCCUCACAUAUGUUUCUACCAAUGCCUCAUGCUAAUCCAGAGGAGUCCUUUGAAAGUCCCCUCUUUGUGAAACUCAGAGGUUGGCAACAAGCAUGUUUCUUCAUUGCGAUUGCUUCAUUCUGGAAUGCUUUUUUGGGUGGGAUGGGCUAGGGAUGUUGAAAUUCCCUACCACCUACAUUACUAUCAUUUUAGUACCAGCCUACAUUUCCCCCGUCUUUGUAGGCUGAAAGCCAGCGUGGUGUAGUGGUUUGAAUUAUGAUCUUGGAGAUCAGCAUUUGAUUCUCCACUUGAGCAUACAAACCCACUAGGUAAGCUUGGGCAUUUUCUCAGCCUUGGAGGAUGGCGAUGACAACCCCCCUCUGAAGAAACUUGACAAGAAAAUCCUGAUAGAUUCACCUUAAGGUCACCAUAAGUAAAAAAAAUGACUUGUAGGCACAAAGCAAAAGAAUUCUGGCAUUAUUAGUAUUUCAGAUUUAGAGUUUUAGUCCUUGCAGUGUCUUUAGCUUUUGUAUUUGUUUAUAUUUUUUAGUAUCCAUAUUAUAUUUAUAAUGUUGUGUCACUAAGUUUGGUUUUAUGUUGUGCUGAAAUUUAUUGUAUUGUUAUACAGCGCGGCCACGCUAUACAUGGCUUUGAGCAUAUUUGCUCAAGCUGUGUGGGGCACAAGGGGCAGCGUGUCCCAUUUGGAUGAAUGUAUUUUAAUUAUUUUAUUUGUAUGUUGAUAUAUUCUUUCAAUGGGCCUAAAAGCACCAGAUCCCAUCUGAUCUUGGACGGUAAGCAGUGUCAGCCCUUGUCAGUACUUACAUGAGAGACUACAGACAAAUACAGACAGCCAUCCGUAUCCACAGAUACUUCACCCAUGGCUUGAAAGUAUUUAAAAAUAUAUACAGUCCAAAAAGCAAAUCUUGAUUUUGCCAUUUUAUAUAAGGGACACCAUUUUAUUAUGCAGUUAUAUUUAAUGGGACUUGAGCAUUCAGAGAUUUUGGUAUCCAUGGGGAGUCCUGGAACCAAAUGCCUAUGGAUACCAAGCUGUACCAACUACUGUUAGGCUAUAUUUUAGAAGAGAUUUGCAAAAUUGCCUCUGAAUAAUCCUUCCCUAAGAAAAUUCUACAAAAGUCAUACGGUCACCGUAAGUUGAAAGGUGACAUUUUCACACUGUACUGUGUAAUGCCUAGUGUAAAGUAUUUGUUGAAGCAUUUAGCAAGUACAUUUGGACAUGCACAUAAAUGAACAGGGUGGGAGCAAGAACAACAAUGCAUAGCAUAAAAAGGACCAAAUGCUUAGACAUCUUGUUCUUCAGUUUUUCUCUAGUAUUCUCUUGAAGGAUAGAACUAUGACCCCCCUAUUUAUUUCAUACCAAGAACUUGAAAAAUGGACAAAUGGGAUUUAUGAAUGGACUUAAAAUGGAAUUUACUGAUAUGCUGUGAUACUGACCACUGGGAUAGAACAAUUCAUGAAGAAUAAGUUAUCUGUGGCUAUUAAGCAGCUAGACUAAAUUAAAUCUCCAUCCCUAGAGGCAGUAUGUCACUUAAUAUCAGAUGACAGGGAGAGGAGAAAUAUUGCCUUAUUUGUGGACUUAAUGGAAUCAUCUACCAGUAUUUGAAAUGAUCCCUGUAAAAAUAGGAUGCAAGACAAGAUGGGUCUCAUUGUCUGAUCUACCAGUAAUGUUCUUGUUGAUUUUAGAUGUAGAGUUGGGCAUCACAUUAUGUAUAGUUUAUCUUCAGAAAAGGUAUUUACAUCAGAUUGCAUGAAUUUGAACUGGGAAGUUAUAUUCAAGGCAAUAUGAUAUACCUUAGUGACUGUUCUGUUUAUAGCUUCAAUACUCUCCUUAUCCUAUCUCCAAUUCAAUAGAAGGCAGUACUGUACACAGUGAUAAUUUACACCAAAGGCAAAACAAGCAUUUAGGAAUAGUAGGAGGAGAAGUGUGACUAUCAGGAGAAUUCGCAGUAGCAGAGACUUCCUACUUUAUCUCAAUUGGAGAAUAGAAAUAAUGCUUCUCAGAGAAGCUACUAUCAAGCCUCUCCUUCAAACAGAACUUACAAGAAAUCAAGAUGCAAUUACUUCCCUUCCCCACCCCAUAUCUCUUUUAGACUACAGCAGAAAUUCUAACAUUGGUACUAACUCCACAUAUUUUAUCCUUGCAACAGUACUGAGUAGGAAGUCAAAAAUUGUUAAGUAGUACAUGUAUGACAUUUGCAAGUGCAUUGAAAAUCCACUUGAAAACUGUGCUGUUAACCCUUUCUGGAUUAUACCCCAAAUUGCUUUCUGUAGAACAGCAGACUUGUGGAUUUCAGAUCUCAGCUGACUGGGAAAAAACUAAAGGAAAAAACAACAACAGUAUAUGAAUUCCCUCCAUUUCACCUUGACUAUUUUUUCUGUUUAUGGAUCAAAGCUCAUAAAAGUAUUUCUAACAAUAUGGAGUAAGUGGAAGAA
Molecule: messenger RNA, 3660 nt
Organism: Sceloporus undulatus (fence lizard)
Lineage: Eukaryota; Metazoa; Chordata; Lepidosauria; Squamata; Phrynosomatidae
Gene: PROCR
Product: protein C receptor
Exons: 4
Coding region: 145-840 (231 amino acids)
Biological process (GO): negative regulation of coagulation
Molecular function (GO): signaling receptor activity
Source: RefSeq, a predicted model, not a curated record